Messenger RNA from Topomyia yanbarensis, 1855 nucleotides. RefSeq names its product syntaxin-17 (gene Syx17). Gene Ontology annotation, cellular component: endomembrane system; plasma membrane; autophagosome membrane. NCBI's taxonomy places the organism in Eukaryota, Metazoa, Arthropoda, Insecta, Diptera, Culicidae. The coding region runs from base 229 to 1158 and encodes 309 amino acids. Gene Ontology annotation, biological process: intracellular protein transport; vesicle fusion; exocytosis. The record is from RefSeq and is a predicted model, not a curated record. Gene Ontology annotation, molecular function: SNAP receptor activity; SNARE binding. The transcript has 2 exons.
UGAAAAAAUAAACAAAUAAAACUGCAUAGAACAAAAGAAAAAAGUAUCAGAUUUUAAUCGCGGAGCAAAACGCAGAAAAACAAGUUUUAAAACCAACGAUAACAUCAAUUUCGUCAUUCAUAACUAUUGCACUAGUAUAUUCCUUUCUGUGUGGUAAAUAAAAAUCGACAGCUGACCAAGCAAGUAAUAAUCAGAAACGAUCCAAUAAAGGUUCAUUAGUAUACAGCAAUGGACUCUGUGACGGAUGAAAAUGAUAAAAUUUCUCUUAAACUGGCCGAGAUAUCAAUCGAGAAAUUCAACCAAUCCAUUCCGCAGUAUUUGAGCUUGCUGAAGAAUCACAAAUGCAACAUCGAGAAAGCAGGCUCCCUCAGUGAUUGGGAUCGUAUCAAACGGGAGCAGAUCAAUGCGACACGAGUCAUCAAGCAGAUGAAAUAUUUGAUUCUGGAAAUUGAUAAAGUGCGCAGUCGGAUCAGAGAAAGUGAAGUGGAUCGGUUUGAUGAGGCAAUCGAUGCAGCGAAGAAAAUGGCUUUUGCUGGGAUGGGGGAGUAUUUGGAAAUGCAGCAAAAGUUUGCUUCUCGAUCGCAAUCUACAUAUAGCUUUCAAGAUGACGAUCGUGGACUGUUUGAAGACGGAGAUAAUCGCUACGGAAAUAACUUGACACAAGUAUCAAAAAUAACUAGUAAUUAUGACCGCCAGGAAGACGAACUUCGGCAACGGGCUGAAUGUCUGAAGGAGAUGGAAAACCUUCAGCAGGAAAUUGUUGACAUCCAAGACCUCUUCCAAGCCGUUCACACUAUGACCCAUGACCAGGCGCAGUUUAUCGAUGCGGUAGAAGAAAAUGUGGAAGUAACGCAGGUCCACGUGGAGGCGGGCGAAACGGCCCUGCGGAAAGCUCUUCGAUACAAAAAGGCCAUCUAUCCGAUGUGUGGUGCUCUGCUAGGGUCCUGCAUAGGCGGACCAAUUGGGCUGAUUGUAGGGCUAAAGGCCGGAGGAUUGGCAGCCAUCGGUGGAGGGUUGGUUGGAUUUGCUGGGGGGAAGUUUGUUAAAAACGAAGACGAACUGGAUUCCAUCGAAGCUGAAGACAAAGCAGUCGAAGUGGAGGCUAACGGAGUGGCCCUUAUUGAACAGGAAUUGCCAAUCUGCGAACAGCGCGAAUGACGAUUGGGACGCUUUUGUACCGUUCAGUAGAUUGGCUUUGUUAAGAUACAUGUUGUGUAGUAUUGGCUGUUAGGAUUGCGAUCUUUUUAAGGGAGCAACGUUGGACAUUAUUGUUGAAUUAAUGCUUAGUGUCUGAACCGUAUCUUUUUUUUAACUUGGAGAUACAUCACUUUAUCGGAUUUCGAAUAGACUACAUAAUUUUUUUUUUUACAGUUAGCUCUUUACUGCCAAAUUAAAAAAAAAGUUUGUCAAAGAGAUUAUAUCCCCCAGCGGCCGUGAAAAUUACUAGUAAAUUAUUCCUGGCAUGUGGAUGAGAGAAGUGUUAUGACCAGAGCUAAAAUCGCUUUGGGUCGUUUUGAGGCUAUAAUUUCAUUCGUUUGAUAAACAGACCUUUGAUAUUAAUUGGGUUCACUAAUCUAAUCUGAAUUAGUCGUUUCAAAAGCCUAAAACAUCUGGCAGUAGAGGUUAACCAUAAAAAAAUGAGAGAUUAGCAUAUGUUGAUAAAUGAUUGGUCAUCAGUUUUUACAGCUUUAUUUAUACAUUUCUUCUCUAAACUGGAGACAAUAAUGGAGAAAUGAUUACAUUUUCUCAAACAAGCGUAUAUAGAAGAAAAUCAAAACGAAACAUCCUACUUGUUAAACGAUAUUCCUCCAGUUACAAGUUUCAUCAAUAAAGUGCAUCUUUCUACCCGGUCGUC